GCUUGGCUUUCUGCUAUAUAAAUCCUCAGUGAAUGGAAUAAGAAUGAGACAAUGAGGAUCUCUUUAUGUGCUAGAAAGGACACUGAACUGGGAUCCAGAAAACCUAAGUUCUAGCCUUGACUCUGCAGCUAAUUCACAAUGUGACCCUGAGCCACACAUUCUCCAGUUCUGUGUCUUAGUAAAGUGAGGGGUGGCUGGGCACUCUGAAGCUCAGCUGACUGUGACACACUUCUAUUUCCAAGGUUCCAGGGUUCUAGAACCCUGCUCACCCUUUUCUUUCUUGCUGAUGCAGACUGGUCUGCGUGUGUCUCCCAUGAACAGAGCCGUCCCAGAUGUGUUCCUCGCAGGUGGAGCCCAGGUGCCCCGAGGCCACACUCGCCGCUGUCUUUCUGCUGUUGAAUCCAGAGAACAACUGGAGGAAGAAGAGGCGGGGGAAAUAAAGGAGGGGAAUGGCUCGCAUGCUGUACCCCUCCGAAGGUCGGGGGCUUUCUGGGCCCAUGGCUGCAACUAUGACGUCUUCAAAAGACAUAGUUGGGGGCCUGGCAGGGAGCUCGAGGACCCACUGAGUAGGAGGAGACUGCAAGCGUCGGGAUGCCCAGGCCCCACGGAGGCCCCCUACCUGCAGAACCAAGAAGAACUGGACACCUUUCUGGGACUGCAGCACCAGGGUGGCUACCCUUCCCGGCUGGGUCAGGAUUCCUGUCAUCCAUCUGCUGGCCCUUUGGACCACUCGGCCACUGGCAUGCUUUCCAAGUCUGUAUCCAUGAGUGGCAUCAACUGUCUCUUGGACUGGUCGGAUCCAGAUGGGAAUUUAUCCCAGUCCUCUGCCAUUGACCUCAGGAAACGCUGCAGCCAGCUGGAAGGACAUUCAGGUACCUGGGCAGGCUCCUCCCUGCGACGGACCUUCAGCUUCCUCUUGGGAAUGACUGGAAAGGCCAAGGUAGGAGUCAGCUGGGGAAGCUGGAGGCUUGGGACCCACUGCCCUCCCCAGUUCCCUUUCUCCCACCCCACCACCGCCACCUCCCACCACUCCCCCUAUUAG
Piliocolobus tephrosceles (Ugandan red Colobus) is the source of this 1042-nucleotide messenger RNA. RefSeq lists its product as uncharacterized. The record is from RefSeq and is a predicted model, not a curated record. NCBI's taxonomy places the organism in Eukaryota, Metazoa, Chordata, Mammalia, Primates, Cercopithecidae. The coding region runs from base 287 to 1042 and encodes 251 amino acids. The transcript has 5 exons.